AUGGAUAUCGAUCAGAAUACCACCCGGGGUAUCUGGGAUGCCUGGGCCGCUCAUCAAAUUGAACAGCAAGAUUCCCAGACGAAAAACCAAUUACGCUGCCCUUAUGCAGGCUAUCGCCAGUACUUAGCAUACAGGGCGAAAACACCUGGGGAACCGAUUAACGGGUUGUUUACGCGCCUACAGGAAACCGAGAAAUACCUAGCUUACGGUCCCGGUUUGGAUACCGUGAAAAAAGUACAGCUCGAGAAUGAUAAGCCCGAUCUAGCUGUCGUCGAGGGAUGCAGCAAGCAGGCUGCCGGUCAAGGCUCCCCUCGGGAGGAGCCGUGGCUGGAAGAACCGUCCUUGCUCCAGCUCGACGAUGGUGAAGAAAAGGCUUACAGUGGCGAGCACGAAUGCGAUCGAGGGGUGGGAGAGAAGGAGUGGGAAGAACAGCAGUACUUGCUCGACAGAGACGGGCAAAACUACAGCAAUGAUCCUAUUCCGGAUGAAUACCGCCCUGAGACGUCGGCUGAAGUAGAUGAGUACACCCUGUUAGACGAGUACACUCAGUCAGAAGAGUACACUCAGUCAGAAGAGUACACUCAGUCUGACGAGUACGUCCAGGAAGAAGAGGAUUCACAGUCAGAUGAGUACACCCAGGAAGAAGAGUACUCUCAGUCAGACGAGUAUGCCCAGGACGAAGAGGACUCUCAAGAAGAAGAGUACACUCAGUCAGACGAGUACGCCCAGGACGAAGAGGACUCUGAAGAUGAUCCAUACGCGAGACUUUACGACAUCGUUGAUUCGUCGGAGAGUUCUAUUCUUUCUAUGUAUUCCGAUCUAUCGCCCACCGACCAGGCCGUGCUAAGAUUUCCCCUUACGGAACGCUUUCUAAACAAGCACACAUGCGGUUAUGAAGACGCAUAUAUUACUAUACCAAAAGGACCGUACGAGUUUAUGAAAAACCCGAACCAUCCUGCGAUAGAGCUCGCUGACGAGGAUAUUGGCUGCCACGAUGGCUGUCCAGAUCAUGGCAUUUUUGUCCCUCAUGUGAUAAGGGGGAAGCGUACAGUUAACGUCUGGUUUGACCGUCAUUUUACACUGAAAGAUGUCUAUUUGGCGAGUUUUCAUGAUCCCGUCCGUGAGAUUCCUAGGGAUGACGAGGAUCGCCCAGAAGAGUGGCAUGUCGCUGAGCCGUUGUUGUACGGGGCCACGAUGACCUACGAAUUCGCAUAUUUGAAGAAGGCCCACGAGGGCGCUCACAAACGUGAAGCAAUCGAGGGGCUCACAACAGCCGAAAAAGUGAUGCAGAACAUGCGAGAAGGAGAAUUCGAGCACGAUUUUUAUUUGCCCUACUUCCACGGACAGCACUACGAUGUUAUUGUUGCCGCGUACGAGCCGCGGUACAUCCCAUCCGAUGGCCGGUGGCCGCACGAUACGGGCAGGCCGAUCUGGGAAGCGCGAGGGCUUGUUGGACCGGGCCAGGAGGACUGGAGUUGGUGGAACCAGACUCAAAUGGAGUACAACCGGCAGUGGAGAAUGUACCGCUUGCAAGACGAAGCUCGAAUGCAGUAUGUUGCUGAGGUCACGGCUAAUGCUAGGAGGCAGUAUUACGAGGAGGGGAUUCUGCCGCGAAUGUCGAGUAAUGGAUAUGUUGAACUGUUUGUGUGA
Molecule: messenger RNA, 1650 nt
Organism: Talaromyces rugulosus
Lineage: Eukaryota; Fungi; Ascomycota; Eurotiomycetes; Eurotiales; Trichocomaceae
Exons: 2
Coding region: 1-1650 (549 amino acids)
Source: RefSeq, a predicted model, not a curated record